Messenger RNA from Brassica rapa (field mustard), 375 nucleotides. RefSeq lists its product as uncharacterized. NCBI's taxonomy places the organism in Eukaryota, Viridiplantae, Streptophyta, Magnoliopsida, Brassicales, Brassicaceae. The record is from RefSeq and is a predicted model, not a curated record.
AUGGUAGAGUGUGUCUCCACAGUGUCAUACUCUUUUCUACUCAACAACAAGGUGGUUGGAGAUGUGCACCCUCAGAGAGGCAUUCGUCAAGGCGACCCCUUAUCACCCUACAUCUUCAUCAUUUGUGCAGAAGUCUUCUCGAGUCUCUGCAAAGCAGCACAUGAGAAUGGUACAUUACCAGGUAUCAGAAUCUCGAGAUAUGGACCAAAAGUAAACCACUUACUUUCUUCUGAUGACACCAUGAUAUUCACGAAGACUAAUCCACUCUUCUGCACAACCCUAAUCGACAUUCUCCAAAGCUAUGAAAGAGCUUCCUGGCAAAUGAUCAAUCAUCCAUCUCCUUCUCUGGUAAAACGCCAGUGGAUAUCAGAGUGA